Messenger RNA from Leucoraja erinaceus (little skate), 1345 nucleotides. Its product is annotated as lectin-like. The transcript has 5 exons. NCBI's taxonomy places the organism in Eukaryota, Metazoa, Chordata, Chondrichthyes, Rajiformes, Rajidae. Bases 544 to 1080 code for a protein of 178 amino acids. The record is from RefSeq and is a predicted model, not a curated record.
AACUGUCUGUAGCUGUCAGUCUAGCACCCACACUUGCAGAAGCAACAUUAUUUUUGGCUUAUUCAACUCGGGUGACUCAUUGUUUGUCUUCUAAAAUAAAGAACUUUUCGUACACUCUAAAAUCUCGACUCGCCAAAACAUCAUUGUCCUCAUCGUUAAUAUUAAUUGGACACACCUCAUCAACAAAUAAUGGGACCACAAUGUGUUCAGAUACAGUGCCACAUUCUACAGUCACACUUGGAGCUCACAAGACAUUUCUGUGAGUUCCUCUUCAUCUUAUUCUAAUCUGUCAGUCAGUGAUUGGUCAUCAGAAGUUUUACGUAGAUAGCUGCAGCCAAUUGAGUUUGAUUCCAAUGGUUCCAAAAGCCUCCAAGAUGCCAGAACUACACGUAUAUAAGGAUGCAACAGCAUUGGAAACCUCAUCGACACAGAGAGCUGGGAGAGAGAGAGGUGGGAACAGCAGCAGGAUAUGCCCACCUUCACUGUGAAACGUGACACUAAUGAUGAAUUGUUUUCUUGGGUUUCAGAUUCGAGGAAAGAAACAUGAUGCUGGUGUGGGUUUUGGUGCUGACCGCACUGCUUGCCAGUGAUGUGGCAGAGACAACAGAUUCCUUGGGAUCGGAGAAGACUCAGAAUCACCUUGAAAAACGAGACAUAGUCAAAGGACCGUGUGAUGAAGACUGGUUUCAUUAUCCUACCUUAAAUUCCUGUUACCGUAGGUUUAGUGACAAAAAGACAUGGUCAGAUGCUAAGGUGUUCUGCAAUCACCAACCACAUUCCGGACAUCUGGCCACUAUAACCUCGAGUGAUCACAACAUAUUCAUUAACAACGUGAUUUAUGCAGUGAACAACAAGAAACCAAGUACUUGGAUUGGCCUAAACGACAGAUGCGAGGAAAGGAAUUUCACAUGGACUGAUGGAUCUGCAUCAAGUUACCGACACUGGCUUUUGGGUGAACCUAAUGAUAUUAACAGCGAAGAUUGCGUGGUAAUUAACUUUAGAGAAGUGGGAGUCUGGAAUGAUAUUUCCUGUGUGUUAAAACAUGAUUUUGUUUGUUCCUACAAACUGGACUGUAAUUAGAAGACUCCAGUAUCGUCCACACAUCCUUUCCAGCAUUGGAUCCAGUGCUUUGAUUUCUUUGUAGCCGCUCUCACUGUCAGUGCUGACUGUACUCACUGAGCUUCUCAGCCAAUAAUAAAGAGAACUGCAACAUGAGCUGUGUGUUUGGUGCUGUGUGAGUCCAGUUUCUCACAGCCUUCUUGUCCCACUGUUGCUUCCUCCCCACCUCUGCACUCAGUGCUGCGCUGAGGAGUUAGUGGAAUAGUUGCAGGGAGAGAGCUUUCAC